Molecule: messenger RNA, 708 nt
Organism: Aspergillus tanneri
Lineage: Eukaryota; Fungi; Ascomycota; Eurotiomycetes; Eurotiales; Aspergillaceae
Product: EXPERA domain-containing protein
Exons: 4
Coding region: 1-708 (235 amino acids)
Biological process (GO): sterol biosynthetic process
Cellular component (GO): membrane; endoplasmic reticulum
Molecular function (GO): C-8 sterol isomerase activity; cholestenol delta-isomerase activity; steroid Delta-isomerase activity
Source: RefSeq, a predicted model, not a curated record
AUGGGCAAUACAGUCCAGCUCAACACAUCCAAUUCAAUCCACAGCUACUAUCCCUUGGGGACAAAUCUGCCACAUUAUGUCGCAAACCAGGACGGCACCUUAUCGCUCAUUGUGCAGUUCGGCGCUCUCUGGGCAGCGGCCAUCGGAAUAGCAUACAUUAUUAUCCGUCGUGUGCGACCGACAGCAAGUACAUCCGAUCAGGGCGCGUUUCUCUGGAUGUGUUUAACGGGAUUUAUCCAUCUAUUCUUCGAGGCGUACUUCGUGGUGAACCAUGCUACGCUUGCAGGCUCGGGGACUCUGUUCGGCCAGCUGUGGAAGGAAUACUCCCUUUCUGAUUCUCGCUAUCUUACGUCAGAUACCUUCCUUGUUUGCAUGGAGGCUGUUACUGCUUUCGCCUGGGGCCCAUUGGCUUUCUUCAUUGCGUACUGCAUCGCAGUACGACAUCCUGCGCGCUACGCCCUACAGUUGAUUAUCUCCACUGGACAGAUCUACGGUGCUGUGCUGUAUUACACUACGAGCUUGUUGGAUCUCUACGACAACGGUGUGGAGUUUUGUCGUCCGGAGGGGUAUUAUUUCUGGUUCUAUUAUUUCUUCAUGAACUUCAUAUGGAUGGCCGUCGGGUCUUAUUUUGCAGUGGAUAGUGUCCGGGAGAUUACGAGGGCGUUCAGAAGUCUAGGUGAGAUGGAAGGAGGUAAAAAGGGAAAGUAA